Messenger RNA from Paramecium tetraurelia, 4530 nucleotides. RefSeq lists its product as uncharacterized. Lineage: Eukaryota; Ciliophora; Oligohymenophorea; Peniculida; Parameciidae. The record is from RefSeq and is a predicted model, not a curated record. The transcript is spliced from 3 exons.
AUGACAGAAGUUGAGAUUACACCAAAACAUUUGAAAUUUAAAAAAAUUGGACAAGAAAAGACAAUUACUGUCAAGAACAAUAGGAAGGUUGUGCUUAAUUUUGCAUUCAGGCUUUUCAAAAAUUAUGAGAUAGCCCCAACUGCCCUUUAACUACUUCCAGGGGAGGCUACUGUAGUAACGGUUAAAUUAAGGAAUGUUGAAGCUCAAGAGGACUUUAUUUACAUAAAAGGAGAUAAUUUAGAUUGCAGAAUUGCAGUUACUUUUGAAUGUGAUUCAGAUCGUUUGGAUUAAUAUAUUGAUUAAGAUGUCCAAAAUAGGACGAUGACAUCACCAGGAUUUGGAAAUUUAUAGACAUUUGGCAAUGUUAGAAGUGAAUAAUUUAAUGCAGAAGAAAAUAAAAUACUUCAACAAAGAGUCAACUAUCUAACUUAAUAAAACCAGUUGCUUAAUGAUGCUUUAGAACAAUUUAUGAACUAAGAGAUGGAUGGUAAUUCUAUCAAGGAGUUAUUGAAUCACUUAAUCGAAUAGGAACGAUAGGAUAUUGAAUUUAGGAGUCAAAGAGUUUUAUUAAUGAUUGAGGAGAAAGAUAGAGAAAUUGAGGAUUUAAGAUUGCAACUAUAGAAACAGUAAUUCAACAGUAAUACCAAAGAUUAACUCAAAGAGUUAGUUAAGGAGAAUGAAAGAUUAUAGAUGAAAAUCUAAGACUAUCAAGCUAGAGAGUAAUAUUUCAAUCAGCAUUAACCUGAGAGGGAGAGUUAUGUGAUGUUGUAUCGUAAAUAUGAAAGCGUGCUUGAUCAAAAUAAGAAAUUAGAAUUGAUUAAUAGAUCAAUGAAUGAUGAAGUUGAAAUCAUUGCAAAAAGAUUAAAUGAUAGUGGAUUAUAGAAUUCAAACAUCAGAGUUGAAGAAACUAGAGAUGAAUUAGUAGAUAGGUUGAAUGCUCGUAUUACUUAACUUAAACUAAGAGAAGAGAAGUUACUUGAAGAGAAUGCUCGCUUAGAGGAAAUGCUUAUCCACUAACAAGGAUCAAGUUAAAAUUUUUCAUCAAAUCAAUCUAAAAAUUUAACAGAUGAUCUAUUAAAAAAAGAGUAUCAAAUAUUGGAAAAGUCAAAGAAAGAAUUAGAAAAAAGAUGCAAUGAUACAUUAUCCAAAUCUCAAUUGCUAGAAAAGUAAGUAGAUGAAUAAACCAAAUAAGCUGGGUAUUUGGGAGAUGAAUUGUGGAAAAGUCAAAGAGAUAAUGAAAAGUUAAGAUAAGAAAUCAAAAAAUUAAAGGAAUAAGAUGAAUUAAUUAAAAAGGAAAGAUUAGAAUAUGAGUCUUAGAUUUAUGCUCUAGAAUAAACAUUAAAAUAAGCUAAUAGUUUAUAGGAUGUAAAAGAAGAAGCCAAAAAGAGAUGGGAAGAAGAAAUUAAUAAAUUAUAAGGUAGUUAUGAAAAUGAAAUUGUUGCUUAUUAAGAUGAUGCCUAAAAAUUAAAAAAAAUUAUUAAUGAUUUAAAAAAAGAGAACGAACUUACAAAUACUCAGUUAAAAGAAACAUAAUAUAAACUAGAUUAAAAAUUACAAUAAUUAUCUUAACAGGAAGAAUAAAUGUAAGAAUUACAAUUCAAAUAUCAAAAACUCUAGAAGAUUAAUCAGUAAAAUUAAAUUGACAUAGAAAAAACAAAAAGUGAAUUCAUUGUUCUCAAAGAAAAAACAGAUGUUGAAUUACAAAGAAGAGAUAACCUCGAAAAGUAAUUCUAAGAUAGAUAAUUAUGUCUCUAAGAUCAAAUUAAUAAUAUUAUGAAAGAGAAGUCAAUUACAUAAAGUGAAUUACAAUUAGAAAUGAAUAAAUUAUGUUAAUAGCAUAAAGCAUCUAUUGAUUAAUUAUUAAUGGAUAACAAAUCAUUAGAAUAGCAAUAUUUAUUCGCAUAAGAUCAACUCAAAGUCUAAAGAGAUUAAUACUCUUAAAGAGAGGAUGCCUUAAUAAGAGAAGUUAGAAGUAUGUAAGAAAAAAUAGAAAAAUUAGUUUAGAAAUAGAAAGAAAAAUAGAGAAGAAACAGUAAAAGUAUCAAUUCUUCAGUCGAUAAAACAGCAGCCCCUACUUUUAAUAAUAUCGAAGAAGAAAGAAGAUUAACUGAUUUAUAUAUGUAGAAAAUUAGAGAAUUGGAGUAAGAAUUAAAUAACUCCAGAUAAUAAAAAAUGUAAAUUGAAUUUGAUUUCAAUCAACUAAAGACAAAAAGUACAUUUUUGUAAUAAAGACAAGCAAAAGAUCUUUUAGCUUAAUAGUCACCCGUCCUUGCUGAUGAUCUCAAUGAACUCAAAGAAACUAUGGUUGAAAUGAGAUUAGAGAGAGACAAGAUAAUUAAUUAGCUCUAAGAAAAGGAUUAUUAAAUUGAUCAUCUGAACUAAUAAAUUUAAGAGUAUGCUUCCCUUGUUUAAUAAUAACAAGGAAAUCUCGAAUAAAUGGAAAUUAAAUUAAGUUAUAUAAAUGAUGAUUUCAAAAGGACUCUUGAAUAAAAGAAUGCAGAAUUGCAUAAACUCAAGCUUGAACUUAACAUAAGAGAAGAAUAGAAUUAAGUUUAUCAAGAAUAAGCUAAGUUAUUAACAAAUGAGAGAAGAGAGAUAAAUGAGAAGUGUUAUAUAUAAAAUUUUGAAAUUGAAUAAUUGAAAACCAAUCAUCAAGAGGUUGAAACAUCAAGAAAACAAUUAAUCUAAGAACUUAGAUAAAAGAUUGAUGUAUUAAUUAAGGAUAAUGAAGAAAAUUCUGAAAUCAUUCAAAAGAUUAAUACUGAAAUUGUUAAUCAAAAGGAAAUAUAUGAGGAAAUUAUUGAAAGAUAGGAUAAUACUAUGGAAUUAAUUAGUGAGAAGUUCAAUUAAGAUAUUUAAGAAUUGUAAUGCAGAUAAAAUUAAUAUUUCAAUUAGAAUGAUGCUUAUAAAAAGAGUUUAAAUCCCACUAAAGAAUAAUAAUGGUUUAAAGAGUUGAUUCAAUCAUACCAUGAUAAUGUUGUCUAACUUGCUCAGAAUAUGUAGAAGUAGAAAUAAAAUAAUGAUAAAACUAAAUAACUAUAGUAAACUAUUAACCAAUAAAAAUAAUAACUCAAAGAAUUAUCUGAUAAAUUAGUCACUCUUCAAACAGAAAAUUAGAAUUUAACUAAAAAAAUUGAAAAACAUAAACCUAAAAUUCCAAGUCUUAAAAAACCAUCCACAACAACAAAACCAUCUUAAUAAAAUAAAUAGAAAUCUGAUGAAUAAGUACCUAUUACCUUGCUAUUACAACAAGGCAAGGUGGCUGAAGUUGAGUCUAAAUCUAAUCAAUAUAUAAUUUAAUUGAAAUUAGCUGAAUAAAAGAUUGAUCAAUUAAAACAAGCUAAUUUGAUUUAUGAAUAGGAAUUAAAAAAAAUUAAUUAAUCAACUUCAUAUUUACAAGAUUUACUUAAGAAUAGGGAUUAAACAAUUCAAGAACUUUAAAAGCAAUACAAAUAAGAAAAUCAAAAAAUAAUUAAUGAAUUAAAUUAGGUUUAAAAUAAAUUUGUACCUGAAGACAAAGUUUAAGCUCUCAAUGAAGUUAUUACUUAAAAAGAUCAAUUAAUUAAUUAAUUGAAGGAUGAGAUAUAAAGGAAAAAAGAUGUAGCUGAUUAAUUUAGAGGAGAUAGGGAAGAUCAAAAAUAAAUUGUUGAAAAAAUAAAAAAAUAAAAUGAGGAAUUAUUGGCAGAAAAUGAUAAGUUAAAAAGAAUAAAUAGAGAUAAUGAAAGGUAAAGCACCAAUUUCAAAGAGUUCAAAGAGAAAUAUGAUCAAAUGAAAGUUUAAGAGAAAUAAAUAUAAGAUGAAAUUAAGAGUAUAUAAGAAAAAAAUAAAUAACUUAAGUAGGACAAUACAAGGAAGGAUGCUAACAUAAAAGAAUUAAGAGAUAAAAUCGAUUAGCUUUAAAGUUAGAAACCAAAUGAUACUGAAAAAUCAGAUUUAAUUUAAUAAGUUAAGAAACUAAAAGAUGAAAUCAAUAGAAAAGAUUAAGCAAUCAAGCAUUUUAGAUAGAAGUUUGAAGAGAAGUCAAAUGAAUUUGAAAUUUAUAAGAAUGACUAUGCCUCUAAAUAUGCAUAAACUGUAUCAGAGUUAGAAAAGGAAAUGAGGAAAAAUGAAUAAGGGAAAAUUGGAAGCAAGAAGUUUGAAAAUUAAGUCAAUAUGCUGAUUUUCUUAUUAAAACGUAUAUACAGAGAGAAUUAUAUGGAAUUAAAUAAGGGUAACCAAGCCAAGGUUGGGAUUAAGGGCGAAAAUAAACCUAAAAAUAUUGCUAAAUUUUCAGAGUCAAUGAACAUUCUAAAUUUGGGUCCUGAAGAUCUUGAAGAGUUUUUAGAGCCAAACAUAUCUGUAACCACAAUUAAAAAAACAAAUAAUAAAGAUUUGGAUAGAUUCGAGACUCUAUUUAUGAAUCCUGAUCAAUUAGAUGUAAACCAAAUUUUUAAUAUGAUAAACAAUAUUAUUACUGAAAGAGUAAACUGCGGGUGAAUAGUAUGAAUUACUUAAAAAUUAGUUUUAUUAUAAUAAUUUAUAUAUUUUUGU